AUGCCCCUAUACGCCUACAGAAUUUGCGGGCAGCUGGACUACGCCACGAGCGGCCUUCUAAUCAUCGCCAAAGACAAACUGAGCUGCAACAUCCUGAAUUACAACAUAGAAAGCAAGCGCAUAAGCAAAAUAUACCUAGCAAUACUGUACGGACACCUACCCCUAGGAGUUCUCCAUGUAAACACACCAAUAAGUAAAAUCAAAAACAAAUUUAAAAUGAAAUUAUGUUACAACUAUAAUGACUACUAUGACACUGGGAAAUAUUGUUACAGUUUAAUUUAUCCGUAUAAGCAGUGCUACUUAAAAAAUGAGAAGGUAACCCUGUGUGAGCUUAGGACGAUUACGGGGAGGAGGCACCAGCUAAGGCUGCAUGCACUCUGUCUAGGCAGCGGAAUUGUGGGAGAUGAAACGUACUUUGAGGACAUGAUAAGUAAUAAGUAUAAAAUUAGUUGGACUUACAACCCUUGUGAGGAACAGACAGGAGCAGGAUCGCUUGCUGAGGGUGACCAACAGGACCGAUGCUUUCCCACCCCAGAGAGACCAAUCGCCAAAAUCGAUGCCGAGCGGAUGAUGCUUCACUGCUGGAUGAUCCUAAAAAAUAACGAGGACCAAAAGAAGCAGCUUAAAAAAACAGAAGACAUAAACAUGUUGGAAAAAAAAAUAUUCGAUCGGGAUUACAUCAUCUGCUCAGAUGAAAUAAGUAAAUUUGUUAAUGAAGAAGAAAGGACGUAUGACCAGUGCGUCUUAAAAAACGACGACUUAGUAAAUAAUAAUUUUGUUAAUUACAAUGUUAAGAAUAUAAAUAAAAAUAUUAAAAAUAUUGAUAGAAGGUUAAGCAGAGGGAAACAUGACCCCCUGAUGAGGAGCCCUGACACAGUGGAAAGUUUAAACGAAUUGGACGCCUCACAUUUGUUGAACAGGGAAGAGGCAGAUAAAACUGGAAAAAGAGAAAAUAACUCACAGGGGAAUGGCACUAGUGAGAAGGGACAGCUGCAUCAGACACAUAGUGUUAUACCUACCGAGGACCACACCGAGUUGCAUUUGCACCCAAACAAAAUGCAAACCGUUGAUGUAACGGGCACCCUUAUAAAUGCCCAGAAGCUAGAUAAAAAUUCCAUUUAUUUGGUGAAAAAUGACAUGUAUGAAAAUCCGAACCUUUUGUUCGACGACAUUCACGACAGUGUUAAUAAAUUUAAUUGGGGUUAA
Molecule: messenger RNA, 1206 nt
Organism: Plasmodium inui San Antonio 1
Lineage: Eukaryota; Apicomplexa; Aconoidasida; Haemosporida; Plasmodiidae
Product: pseudouridylate synthase
Exons: 1
Coding region: 1-1206 (401 amino acids)
Biological process (GO): pseudouridine synthesis
Molecular function (GO): RNA binding; pseudouridine synthase activity
Source: RefSeq, a predicted model, not a curated record